Marmota flaviventris (yellow-bellied marmot) is the source of this 1548-nucleotide messenger RNA. It is a transcript of the gene Misp3, whose product is annotated as MISP family member 3. The record is from RefSeq and is a predicted model, not a curated record. NCBI's taxonomy places the organism in Eukaryota, Metazoa, Chordata, Mammalia, Rodentia, Sciuridae.
GCGACGCCUUAGAACCACGGGCGGAGACUGCGGCCACAGGUGCCUCAUAGGGCAGGGUAUCCUGGCUCUGGGCAUCAAAACCCAGAGUCUGGGAACUUAGGCUCCCAAGCUGCACCUAACCCUGGACACCGAGGUCCCCGGGAGGGAGAGCAGAGCCCUGGGGUCGUCUGAAGAGCAAAGCCACGAGCCCCCCCGGGCCAGACAGCGAAGCCCCGGAGCCUGCUGAAGAGCAGGACACUGAGGUCUUCAGGCUGGGCGGCGAGGAUCUCCUUCCCUCAUCAGCGCAGGACGUUGGGGCUCCAGAGCAAGAGAGCGAAGUUCUGCAACCACAGCCAAGCGGGUCGCAGAGCGCCCCGGGCGGUCCGCAGCUGCAGGCUCUGUGAGUCCGGGGCCAGGUAGCGCCGACCCUGGGCUGCCUGCAGUGCAGAGCGCGGAGGUCGCAGGGCAGUGUUCAGCUCCUGGCCCUGAGACCUCCUCCUCCUCCGGGUCAGGCCCGGAAGUCCCCCAGUUGCGAUUUCCACUGAGUCCUGAGGCACCCCAACGGCUCGCCGCGGAGCUGCUCAUGGAGACGCCCAUCGAGCGCGAAAUCCGCCGCAGCUGCGAACGCGAGGAGAGCCUGCGACGGAGCCGGGGCCUGAGCUCCAGCCGCGCAGGCCAGGAACUGGUCGAGCUGCGCGUGCGGCCGGUGCUCAGUCGGCCAGGUCCCGGCCCCGCGCUCCCGCGCGCCUUGGGGCGCGCGCGGGCGGGCGCAAAGAUGCAACGAGACAUCGAGCGGGAGGCUCACCGGCAGGCGGCGCUGGCUCGCCCCGCGGCCCCCGAGCCGAGCGCCGGUUCGCCCUCGCAGCCGCUGGGCGAGCUCAAGCGCUUCUUUGAGGCCGCCGCGGAGAACAGCUCCUCGGCGGCCGCGGAGGGCAGCGCGGGCUCACAGCGGCUGCCGGAGCCUGGAGGCCCGCAGCGCUCGGCCGUGCAGGGCAGGUGCCCAGUGCUGGCCCGCGCCCCGCCGCCCAUCGCACCGUCACUGCUGGAGCAAGAGGUGCGCGAAGUGCGCGAGCGCGAGCGGGAGUGGCAGCGCCAGAGGCGCAGCGUCUACGGUACCACUGAGUUCAAGGAACCCGCGCCGAGCCUCACGGCGAGCAGGGGCGAUGGAAAGUUGGCAGUGAUCUGGCCCCCCCGCAGGAAGGCUUCGGAGAACGGCCUGGAGCAGGAGGAGCGCAAACCUUGAAGUUUGAAUAGGCUGGGACCCCUGGCUUGAAUUAACAUAUUGGUGGGAGGACCGGGUUAGCGACGCCCAGCAGGACUUCCCUGCCCACCCUCCCGACCCGCCCCCCCUUCAGCAGAAGGCCUUAAGAGGGGUCAGCCCUCUGUACUGGUGAACUUGAAAUCAACCACCCAUUCUGUUUUCAGAAUUUGUGAAACUGACCAGUAAAAUGGUUUAGUCUCCACUAGGAAACUGACCACCAUCCACAAACAGUGACUGUUCAACCCUUCUUAGUCUAACUGAACUAACCUUCUAACCUUUCGAUUGUUAGACGGCCGGGGUCACCUCCC